AAGAGCCCGCAUCUAUCCAUUCGUUACACGACAGUUUUCUUACUGUUUCUAGCUAACAUGAUAUACAUAAAGAAAAAUAUUACCAAAAAGUAACCAAAUCACAACAGAAAAGCAUCCACAAAAAAACAGAAUCUUAGCUUCUGUUUGCCUUUUGACAUAGCAAGUUUUCAUCCACCAAUCAUCAUGCAGUAUCAGAUUUCCCCCAAAAACACCAAACUAACACUUCUUCUAUAAAUGAUAUACCCCAUCGAUAUCACCUUAUAAACUCUAAAUUCAUAUUCAAGCAUGAGAUUCCUCACAUACAUAAUCAUUCCUCUUUUCUUUCUUUCUCAAUCCUCAAACGCCUCCAACCUUAUCGUUCGAUCUUGUAGAGAAGCCUCCAAGAAUGACCCGAAUUUGGGCUAUGAUUUCUGCGUUACAUCCCUUUAUGAAGCUGCUUGCAAGAGCAAAUUGCACCCCAAAAAACUAGAAGACCUUGUGAACAUGUCAAUGCAACUAACCAAGUCCAAUGGAACAAACAUCAUUUCCAUAAUUUCACAUGACUUGCAAAACCAAACUCAUGGUGAAUAUGUGAAGGCUUGUUUACGCGAUUGUCUCGAUCUUUAUAAUGAUUCUCUUUCGUCUUUAGAUAAUGCUAUGGUUGCUUUCAAUACGUCGAAGGAUUUGGACACAGCCAAUAUCAACGUGAGCGCCGCCUUGGAUGAUUCAGUUACAUGUGAAGAUCAGUUCAAAGAAAGGAAAGAGGAGAAUGAAACUUCUCCUUUAACAGAAGAGAAUCAUGUUUACUUUCAACUCAAUGUAAUAUCUCUAUCUUUCAUCCAAAUGAUUCGUCAACGCUACUAGCUAUAGCAACACUCUUGAGAAGAAGCAUAUACAUGUAUCUUGAUGAUGUGGCUUCCAG
Messenger RNA from Lathyrus oleraceus (garden pea), 901 nucleotides. RefSeq names its product pectinesterase inhibitor 12. The record is from RefSeq and is a predicted model, not a curated record. The coding region runs from base 286 to 843 and encodes 185 amino acids. Lineage: Eukaryota; Viridiplantae; Streptophyta; Magnoliopsida; Fabales; Fabaceae. Gene Ontology annotation, molecular function: enzyme inhibitor activity. The transcript has 2 exons.